CUUGUCCCCGCAUACCGGACCCAAACAAACAGACGACGGCGACAGAGGAUCGGCUUGCGAAUUCUGCCCGCCCUUCUACUUACCCUCCGCCCUGGUCCUUGCAGCGGAGAUGGAGGACGACCUUGAGUACUACAUUACCUUCCCGACGCCGACGCCCAAGGAGACUCACAGGCGAGACGAGGGGGAUGAAGAAGAGGACUUUGUAUUUGUUGAUGGAGCUAAUGGUGAGAAGGAGCCAGUUGUGUUUCUCCUUGGCUGGCUUGGAGCAGAAGAUCGACAUUUGGCCAAAUAUUGCAGUAUCUACAACCAAAGAGGGUGUAUUACCAUCCGUUAUACCUCUCCCACAUCUUACUUGUUUGUAAGACCCAAAGUGAAACUGAUGCCAAUUGCUCGUAAACUCCUUGCAUUACUGAAGGACAUGAGCCUUGAUGACCAUCCUGUUUUUUUCCACAUGUUCAGUAACAAUGGAUCUGUGUUAUAUUACUACAUAACUCAGGCAAUGGAAGAAGAUGUGGCACCAAAUUUGAUGGUUAAAGGAUGCAUUUUUGACAGUACUCCAUCACCUAGGAGACUUUACUCAGGUGUGCGAGCGAUAUAUGAGGUGACAUCAGGUUCAGUGUGGAUGAAGCUGUGUGCAUCAGUAGGCAUGAUGCUGUUCUUGAUGGGAUGGAGGGUCCUUUCUGUGUUGUGGACUAUUAUCUCUGGAAAGCUCCCUAAUACUCCACCAUGGGCUCUUGUGGAGGACAAAGCUCGAUGCCCACAACUCUUUCUGUAUUCACGUGCUGACAAACUUAUUAACUACAAUGAUGUUGAAUAUUUUGUAGCUGAACGUCAGAAGCUUGGAGUUCCUGUUGUUACAAAAUGCUGGGAUGAUUCUGCUCAUGUUCAACAUUACAGGGUACACCCAGAUUCCUACAGUUCUUCAGUUUAUUCAUUCAUCAACAUGUGCCUCUCACCAGAUUUCAUAAGUAGUAAGGUCACUGCUGAUGCAUCAGAGGAUGCUGAUAAACAGAAGAGUGAUUAGAGAGUAGUUGUUACAAUCGUGUUACAGGUCCAGAACAGACACUUAACCCAUUGCCGUUAGGGAUACCAUGACUACUUGAUUGUCUUUACACAUAGAGUCUCCACAAGUACUUUCCUGGAUUUUUGGAAAUAAUUAUUUUAUCUUGUAUAGCUGUUAGUAAUGUUAAUAACAUUAUAAGGAUUAUAAUAUCUAUUAUAAUAAUGACAGCAUCAAUAUUGAUAGCAUUAAAAAUAUAUAUAUUUUGACAAAAAACUCUGGGAAAAAUAAAAUCAAGUGAGGUCAUGAGAUUGACUAAGUGACUACUUGGUGGCCAAACACUUGUGGAGCCAUCAGCGUGUAGAGACAUUUCACAAAACAAUGCUACAGUAAACAUUAACUUUUCCAUGUGGCACUGGAUUAAUGUACCUUAUAUAUAAUGGCUUUAUGAAGAAGAUUUAAGUAUUGUGUUGAACUUGGGGUCACAGUGCUUAUGUAAAGUAUGUGAUGAUACAAAGGUGUUUUAUCAGCAAAAAUUUGACCAUCUUCUCACUAAAUUCCAUUUUUAACAUGUUCAGGUAGGUUCAGAUAGAGGUAAAUCUUUUAUUGCAAAUACAUUAGGACAAGGUAGGCUAUACCAAUAGUUUUAAAAUUAGGUGCUGUGGCAGUACCCUGAGGUGGUGCAUGGUUCAAAAUGAAAUCAAAUUUAUGGAUGCAGUAAGUUAUUGUCACUCUUCUGGUGAGCAAAUAACAUUUGAGAAUGAAACUUAUGUUUAUGUUUAUGUAGGAAGGAUUGUGUAAACUUAAGGGUCACUGAAAAAAGGUUUGGGAACCAGAGGGCUCUCUACCUUCUAUAUAUAUUUUAAGAGUCAUCUAGUGAGAAUAUUUUUAAUGUUUUGAUAGAAUCUGGUUAAAAAAUGUGUAACAAUCUAUGAUAUCAUGAAAUACUUCUGAAAACUGGGGUGACCUUGAACAUUUUUAAAAGUGUAUUAAACUGGAUAGCCCUAAGAACCACCUUGUCCCUUGCUGUUUGAAAAUCCUGACUCUUUGGGUUUUGCUAAAGCACAUUUUAGUUCAUGGCAUCUCAAAUGCUUGCUGGAAAAUGAAUAUUUCUUUGACAUAUGUCAGAUACAUAGAGCACAAAGUUGCAGAAGUUAUCACAGUUACCUCUUGUUUAUGAAAAUGAGAUGAAUUAUCAUAAACAAGUAAAUAUAACACAUAUAAAGCAACAGAAACAUAUUUGUUUAAUAUGAAGCUAUAGAAAAUGUAUUUAGAUGUAUUUGUGCAUAUUUGUAUGUAUAGAUAAUAAACAAAAACAACAUAUAUAAAGAGGUGACUGUGAUAUUUAACCAUUUGGAUCAAAUGGGUCGUGGCUUGUGCAUGGAUUGAAAUCAGGGCAUUUGGCUCACUUGAAUGGCCACUCUCCUGGGUGUGUGGCUUGUAUGCCCAGCCCACAUGAAUACUCCUUGGAUUCUUUUUGCAGAGCUAAACUACUUUCUGCAGAUGUGUGUUUGCUAUAUUGCCAUUUGCUAUUUGUUAUGCUAUAUCAAGAUGGUUUUCAGUGAGCAGUCUCCAUAUCUUUCCAGGUACAUGUUUUUUUUUUUUUUUUUUUUUUUUCUUAAUUAAAAAAAUGCAAUAUCAAAACAGCAAAAGACUGUUUUUGUUGAUCAUACUUCAUAUUAUCUCUCUUGAAAAAUUGAAAAAAUACAGAGAUAUUUAAAAAAAUUUAAAAAGAUAUUAAAAACUUGUUAUUGUACAGAGUUGUAGACUACCUAGGAAGAGGAUAUGGAGUCUGUGCAAGGAUAUGGAGUCUGUGCAGAUUUGCCAUCUGCAACAUGCACAUAAAUUAUAGUUGUUCAUUUGGGGAGCAGUAAAACAGCAACUGUUCUCUGAUGUCACCCUUAAAUGAAAGAUGACCAUGGAUUAGGUUAUGGUGGGCAGGAGUAAAAUAAAGUUAAUGUCAUUUGUGAUAAGUGCAAAUAAUAUUAAGGUUGAUAUGACUCUCCAGAUUUUUUUUUUUUUUUUUCUUGAAGGAAGAACUGUCCUAUUGAACCAGUCAGCCUCAAAUUAAAAAUAUCUUGGUACUAUUCAUAAUUUGCUAUGCACAUUUGAAUCCUCUCCUGAAAAUAGUGGUCACACUAGUCUUGUCUGUCCAAGGAUCCCUUUACAGAGCGAGAUAAAUCCCUAGCUGUGAGGGAAACCAAGAGGAAAAUUCUUGCCAAGUGCAGCACGGAGUGAGAAUUGCUGUAUUUGUCUUUCACCCCUACUACAGAGCAGAAACUAUAAUUACCAGAAAGCUUAUUACUUAAUUGUCUAAAUGGUGAUUAUUAUAUCAUGUUAGGUAUAAUUGUACUGUAAUAAUAAAAAAUUAUAUGUUGCAACUAACAAUGGAUCCUUACUAAACAUUCAUUUGGUCCAUGGAUGCAAACACCCACCCACUCUGACACUGAAGACAUGGAGCUCAUUUUGGAAAUUAUACCCUUCUGGACAAAGUGAAAGCCAGAGAAGAAAUAUCAUGAUGGCAGAAAGUUAAUAAUAACAAUAAUGAAUGAAAUCAAUGGAAACUUUCCUUUGCACAAGUUAUAAUUGUAUGGCUGGCAAGGUGGUGUUAUGAUCGACAAUUAAUAAUACUUUACUCGUUUCAAUUAUAGUAUUUGUUUCCUCCCAACUUUAGUUUUUAUUAGUCUAUAAUUACGUUUUUCAUAUAUCACUAAUUACACUAAUAGUGGUAUAUGUUAUGAUUUUUUUUUUUUUUUUUUUUUUGUCAGAUGUUCUAUUUCUGUUGAAAUGUAGGGUAUCAUGGUAGCUGGGACAGAUGUAUGAUAAUUAAUAAAAUGGGUGGCUUGGC
Messenger RNA from Penaeus monodon (black tiger shrimp), 3848 nucleotides. Its product is annotated as transmembrane protein 53-like. The coding region runs from base 110 to 1024 and encodes 304 amino acids. The record is from RefSeq and is a predicted model, not a curated record. The transcript is spliced from 6 exons. NCBI's taxonomy places the organism in Eukaryota, Metazoa, Arthropoda, Malacostraca, Decapoda, Penaeidae.